Molecule: messenger RNA, 4820 nt
Organism: Pecten maximus
Lineage: Eukaryota; Metazoa; Mollusca; Bivalvia; Pectinida; Pectinidae
Product: cyclic nucleotide-gated cation channel alpha-3-like
Exons: 5
Coding region: 855-2816 (653 amino acids)
Biological process (GO): monoatomic cation transmembrane transport
Cellular component (GO): plasma membrane; intracellular cyclic nucleotide activated cation channel complex
Molecular function (GO): cGMP binding; intracellularly cGMP-activated cation channel activity; intracellularly cAMP-activated cation channel activity
Source: RefSeq, a predicted model, not a curated record
AAAGAUCUGUCGCCGCGUGCUGUCAUUCUCGUGUUCUUCGGUAUCCAUCCGCUGUGUUUUCUGAUAGUCCCAUUUUUCAUCCGGAAUAGGCAAACUGGAUGGGAUAGACGGGCCUGUCUUCCAAUAUCAAAUAGCUGAGAGUUACAACGUCAUGGGUCCUUCGUCUUCUGAGACCACGGAGAUACAAAGCCAUGGGUCCAUCGUCUUCUGAGCAAUAGAUGAAUAACCUGUGUUGUCAGUAUAACAUCUGAUUCUCGAAGAAUGGUUUCAUAAAUAUUCAUUAGCCUUUAGAUAUUUUCCAAUCUUGGACAGCACACAAAAUCGUAUAAUUGUUCCUGAUGAAUUCAUUUCUCUUGACAACAGAUUUAUCACGAAGGGAUUAGCAUCCGAGGUUAUAGUUCCAUGGUGAUAUUGUGUUUUUACUAGCAAACCUGAGCUACAACGUCGCCAUAUUCAGAGUCGCCAUGGCAACGUGUUGUGUCCGAGGAAAGUCUUCAGAGACAACCGGUUAGUUCGUGUGAGUGUGGAUUUAAUCAUAAGUUUGUUCAGUGCGAAAGAGGAUUAACGAAAUAUUGAGAAAAAAUCAAAUAACAGAUGGAGUGAACAUUUAUAAUUUCAUAACAAAUUGUUUAGAAAUGUUUUGAAAUUCAAUAAUGUAGAAUAGUGUCUUUCCUGGAAUUUAUAUGCACAAGUUGGUGUUUACGAUUGGAUGUUAAAGGGAGAUUUGACAGGAUGAUGACAGGAUUGGUAGCGAAAUUCUCUUGCGUUUUACGUGGUGUUCGUGGAUAAUACAAUAUAAACUACAUGCGCUGUGGGCUGUAAAAAUGUAUGAAAACUAGAGAGUGGAUGUGGUCAUGGCGACGUCACCAACAACUAGUAAACCUCCGGAAAAGGUGAACCACUCCAAAUCGUUAGAUGAUGAGGUAGAAAUAUUAGAGAAUGGCGGAUUAAGUCCCCAGUUAUCGCUCAGAACAGAUGACGACACGUGUUCUGAGAUCAUUCGAAUCGAACAACAAAGCUAUGACGAGCCCCAACAGGUGUCAGCACUGGAGCGGAUCGCUCGCACGUUACAGGUUAUAAAAUCCUGGGCAUCAGGGAGAUGGCGGUCUCGGACCUUACCACAGCGGCCGGAUUCCUUCCUGGAGAGGGUUGCCAUGGGUGGCCAGGACAACAAGGACGCCCAUGGAGACAGAAAGGCCCGCAAGAUCUCCGACAUUAGGUACUGGAAGGGAUUCGUGGUGGACCCGUCACAGCGAUUCUAUUACCGAUGGUUGUUCGUCAUUUCCUUGUCUGUCCUCUAUAAUGUCGUCUUCAUCAUCCCACGGUCGGUGUUCUGGGAGUUACAGACGAGUUAUCUUCCCCUCUGGCUGGCCCUUGACUACCUCAGCGACACUCUUUAUAUCAUCGAUAUGGGCAUCUCAUCUCGGACAGGUUACCUGGAGGAAGGACUCCUUGUCCGGGAUGCAACAAAGCUGCGAAAGCACUACACCUCCUCGACGAUGUUUAAGACGGAUAUCUUAAGCAUAAUACCAACAGACCUGUUCUACUUUUUAAUAGGGCUCGAUAAACCAGAGCUAAGAUUUAAUCGAAUCAUUCGAUUCAACCGUCUUCUUGAGUUUUUUGACAGAACGGCUACAAGGACUAGCUUUACAAACAUGAUCAGGAUCAUGAAUUUGGUGCUGUACAUUCUGAUCAUCAUUCACUGGAACGCUUGUAUAUAUUUCGCCAUCAGCAACUCCAUAGGAUUCGGCUCAGACUUAUGGGUAUAUCCGAAUGUUUCCGAUCCAAAAUUCCAACCUUUGACCCGGAAGUACAUCUACAGUUUUUACUGGUCAACUUUAACCCUUACAACGAUUGGAGAAACUCCAGUUCCUGAGAAGGACGAGGAGUAUUUAUUUGUGGUCGUUGACUUCCUCAUCGGCGUUCUCAUCUUCGCUACCAUUGUCGGUAAUGUCGGUAGUAUGAUUACAAACAUGAAUGCUGCACGUGCAGAAUUCCAAGGGAAAAUGGACGGCGUCAAACAAUAUAUGGAGUUCCGUAAAGUUUCAAAAGAGCUUGAGCAAAGAGUUAUUAAAUGGUUUGAUUAUCUUUGGACCAAUAAGAAGUCGUUAAAUGAAGAGGAAGUGUUGGCGUCACUUCCGGAUAAGCUCAAGGCAGAAAUAGCCAUACAUGUGCAUUUAGAUACGUUGAAGCGCGUGGCUUUGUUCCAGGACUGUGAACCUGGUUUACUUGUUGAGCUUGUACUGAAGCUCAAGCUACAGGUAUUUAGUCCAAGUGAUUACAUAUGCAGGAAGGGAGACAUUGGGAAAGAAAUGUACAUAGUUAAACGUGGACAAUUAGGCGUAGUUUCAGACGACGGCAAGACAAUUUUUGCCACUCUUAGAGAAGGUAGUGUGUUCGGUGAGAUUAGUAUAUUGAACAUUGCAGGCAAUAAGAACGGCAAUCGUCGUACGGCGAAUAUCAAGAGUACAGGCUACAGUGAUUUGUUUUGUCUUUCGAAAGAUGACCUUUGGGAGGUUCUUACUCAGUACCCGGAUGCAAAGAAGAUUUUAAUCGACAAAGGUAAGAAAAUCCUUAGAAAAGACAAUCUCUUAGAUGAAGAUCUCAUGAAAAAGGUCGAAGCGCAGCAAGAAACGACCGAACAAAAGCUGGACAGAAUAGAUUCUAGUCUGGACACUUUACAAACAAGGUUCGCCAGACUUCUUGCCGAUUUCAAUAGCACUCAACAAAGACUGAAGCAACGAAUCACGAGACUUGAAAAAGGCAUGGUGAAAGAUUCUGACGCCAUUUCUAAUAUUUCGUUCCUGGAUUCAUGAUGGAUGAGGCAGACAUCCCAUCCAUUAUAUGGUUAUCUAUAACUGUGAUCACAGCAAAUGUCAAUCAACAUCGACUAGAACCAGUUUUGACAAAAACGUGGUCGACACAGUUUCAGAGGCCACUCCAAUGCAAACAACAAAUCGGAGUUCGAUCAAUCUUACAAAACCAUCCACCUUUCGUCCUGUGCAUUAAUCAUGUCUCCUCUUUUACCCGUAAGUGAUCAUGUCUUUGUCUGCAAUGACCGAUUAGCGGAGUCAUUAAUAAUAAACGGGAAUAAUGGAUGCAAGAUUCAAUAACGACAGUGUCAGAAAGCCGGAAGUGACGUGGCCGGAAGUGGCGCGUCAAAUAUUAUUUAGCAUGCCGAGAAUGUCUUGUUAUAAUAUAGAACCGUCCAAUGAGAUUAUAUUUAAAUGUCAUAACGCAAGUUUCUCAUCUACUGGUCACUGUAAAUAUUUAUGUGCAUCGUUUAUUAAUAUACCCAAGAAGUCGUUCAGAAUUUAUCAAACAAUUGAAACUUGAAAAUUGUGAUACAAUUCCAUAAUUCCUAAUUUUGAAGAAGUUUUAUUUUUCGUUAUUUUCGAGAAUAGAAAAUAGUUAAUGAAAUCACAUACCUCUGAAAUAGAAUUAAUAGGGGUAAAUACAUGGUCUAUUCGAUAAUAUCUUUGAAAAACACUAAUUUUGGUUUAAGUCAUAUAAGCUGAAACAAAAAAUUGAACUAAUUAGAGAAAAUAAUUCUGUCAUCAUUAAUUUUCUGUUUUACAAAACCACGAAAAUUUGAACACACGAAAAAAAACCCUUUUUACAUUGGUUUGCAAUUAGUUUUAGCUUAACCCUAUCUCACGCCGAAUCAACUUUGUAUCGAGUUAAAAGUUAUUACAAAUAUAUUCUGUUUUUAUUGUUUAAUAUUGAUGGAAGAUAAUUUGUUUGGUACCAUGUAUGUAAGUUAUCUAUGAAACAAUAUCCAUCCUUUUAUGCCAUUACGUUUACAUGUAUAUUUUAAAACUGUUUUGUUUUGUUUAUUUAAAAUUUAUUUAUAAAUAUUUUGCACCAAACCAGUGUAUAUUGUUCGUGAUGGGUCUGGGUAGCAUUUUUAAAGUUUUAAUUGAGGAAAUAAAUCUGUUUGUGUUUAAGCUAAAGUUGUAAAUAGAAUACUGUGCCGGUAAAUAGUUAAUUAGAUAACGUUUGAAAACAUAAGACAAUACAGCCGAUGGUUGACAAUACGGCGCACAUGCAACACAACGCAAUUUGUAAUAACUUUUCAAAUGUCAUUAUAAGUAAUAAAUACGUAUUUUUCUCAUAGAAUCAGGUCGAAACAUGUACCAAGUGAAGAUUAUCUUUCCAUCUGAUGACAAUUUAUCCGGUAAAAAUAACUUUGAAUUUUUUAUUACAAAUUGCGUCGUUAUUACAAAUUACGUGGUGACACGGCGUGUUAAUUUGAAGAGAUGAGAGAAAAUGACGAUGGUAUACGUAUUCAAUAAAUGCUUUUGUUAGAUUACAAGAUUUUAAUACAAACUUAAUUUUACAACUAAAUUAAUUAAAAUCUUACUCUGAGAGGAAACCGGAGUACCUAUGUACCCAUUGAAAACCCACGUGGUCGGACAGAUGAUCCAAAAUCUGUCCUUGUCCGAUCGAAGGAUCGAACCCCGUACGCCUUGUCGAAGCGAUAGUGUUAUAUCCCCAACAACGUCCGACCAAACUUUAAUCAACUCUAGACAUUAAAGUACAGUAAAAGUUGAAUUUCGUGAAAUUCCGUUAAUAUACUGUAUAGUUGUCAAAAGUGCGCGGGUAUGACAUUUCGCGGUUAUUGAACAAGUCGCAACCACCUGACCGAAAGUGAAAUAGGUGUAUCUACAGGCAUAGUUUCGUUCACUUCAAUUAUAACCUCGUUCGGUUUACGGUACAUAUAAUUGCAGAUAUUUGUAAUAGGAAAGAGUAUUGAAAUACUGUACCCUGCCCGCGCUGGGGCUCGAACAAGCGACCUCUCGCUCUCAAGGCAAACCACU